CGACGCUCUUCGUAGAGGAAGAAGAACGGCGCUGCAGCGGAGUUGUUGUUCCGAGAGUGCAUCAAUAUGAUUCACCAGCUGGGGCUAACGCUCGUCGCCGAUUUCUUUGUGAUGGUCAGCGUGGCAGUCGUUGCCUCAUCGCAAGAUGUAGACAGCGUGAUUGAGCAGGAAAAGGCCUCACAAAAGAACGCCUUCGUUCUUCCGGUGCUGGACAGUUUUCCUCCAAUCCUGAGUUCCCAGCAAAGGCAAUCCUUUAUGGAAGGCGAGCUGCCCUACAGCAUACAGACGCGAAGCUACCGGGACGUUAUCAAUGCGAACGAGCCAGAGUUCUUGCAAGUGUCGUACCCUGAAUCAUCGCACAGUCUGUUUCCUCGGAGUUCGAAGCCUAACGUCGUACUCCCGGGAGCCAUCAUCGUUGACCCACGCCACGGUAUCCUGCUGCCCGAGGGCCGAUCUAGGUCGGAGCUGGAGCCGGUUAUCUGGGAUAGCUUUCACGUCAUGGAACGCUACCUGAACAAGAGGAACCAGACGAAACUGCCGAUUAUUAAAUCCAGAAAACGACGAAGUAUGGACAGCGACAGCAGCCCACUUCUUCAUGUACUAUCGCAACGAUCUGAGAGCCAGAGCUCCUCAGAUACCUCUUCUAACAGGCCAGCUGCGCAACAACCGGAACUGAAUGUACUGCUUUCGAGCCUCGUGAAAAAGAAUAACGAGAGCCAGUGGCAAGUGUUCAUUUCCAAUGACUCAGUCAGCGACAUGCCGCCACAGUCCCCACUUGGCCUUCAACAAGAGAACAGCGCCUUGCCUGGUGCUCUAAAGAGUUCCAAUUCGAGCAAUGAGACCAACACUUCACCCGACAUAAAGUUAAAGCGAAUGAAGCGGUUUUGGUUGGUUCCUUUGCCAAAUAAGGUCCAUAGGAACAGAAGGGAAGUUCUGCCGUACCAUGGAAAGGCGGCACGCGUCGGAGGCAGCGACCUGAACGUGGACAACAAGACGUUGAUGACAACAUUCGCCAAGGCAUCAGAAGCCGUCCUGCAGCUGUUUCAAGCCGAUAAGUUGCACCAGUCUCCAAAUGAGCUUGCAAGCAGGUAUCCGAGCGAUCUGUAUAAGUCCCUCGUCGAACAGGCGAAUAUGAGGGGUGCGUCCUCUUCGGUACCCGAUCACAAAAAUGCUGGUUUGGACGAAGCGUUUCCCAGUGUGUAUGAGAAUCUCAAAGCGGCAGAAGACGAAAAAAAGAUUGGAACAUUGGAGUCUGAAGGAACAGAUGAUGCCAGUGCACAUAAGGAAGGUGAACACGAUAGCAGCAUCAGUCAUCGCAGGGAAGAACAGGGAUCGCCACACGUCAAACAUAAGCCUUCCCUGAAGAAGCGGCAUCGCGGAGGCGGUCACAGGCGCCCACCUGCAGAGAGCGACGACACGAGCGGCCAAACAGCUUACGAGGACGUCACCGAGGCAGACGACAGUGACUCCAGCGGCGACGCCGGCAGCGACUACCCCGAUACCAGCGGCGGCUACCGAAGCUCCAGGCGGGGGUACCACGAACCAUCAUAUGCCCUCCAUGGCGACGCGCACCAAGGACUCGACUUCGUCAAGGCUCGAUCUCUUCGAGCUCCGGAGAGGGAUACUCGGAGCCAACAAGGCGUGGGCGGACCCCUCCCAAGUGGUCCAGAGGACGGGCAACUGGUGUCGGUUAACGGACUCCCGUACGUUCUUAUCAAGGAUACUGAAGCUCUGAGAAAAGAAGAUGAAGCAAUCCCUGGCGAAGCCGUAGUUCCAAAUCCACUAGAUAAACUAGGUAUGAUCUACCGCCCGCUUAAAGGAAGGAAAGUGGAUCUUGGCUUUCUCAGCUCGCUCCAAGCAGACGCCCUAAUAACACCGAAUACCGCAAAUCUGAAAGACGGGAGUGUUCAGCCAGAUUAUCCGCUUGCGGUGUUGUUUAAGAUCCCGAGAGAGCGCCUGCUUCAAUCGCUUCGGAACAUGAACGAUGACGUUCAGUACCCUACGCUGUUUGAGAAGAGAAGUUCAAAGAAAGAGUAUAAUGGGAUAGUCAAAGGUAAAGAAGGCAAAUGCAUUCGGGUUAGAAAUUCUGUUGUUUGUUACAAUGCACGCAAAACGGAACAGUAACUCUGUGAUACGUUAACGUGUGGAAGGUACUGCCUUGUGUCAGAUAUCGCAACUGUUAGUGGUGUCGAUUUCAGUGUAUGUAGAAUACCGUUAUAUGGUCAUGCUGUCGGUCCACAUAACGUGUGGAAAGCUGUGUCAACGCUAUUGCCUAUAUUCAAAUGUUGUAACGUACUGGUAAAUUGUUUCCGAACUGUGUUGCCAGAAGCAAACCUAGUUUGAAGAUAUCCUGGUGCACGAAAUAUAGCAACAUCACGACGUUUGCA
Molecule: messenger RNA, 2387 nt
Organism: Ornithodoros turicata
Lineage: Eukaryota; Metazoa; Arthropoda; Arachnida; Ixodida; Argasidae
Exons: 5
Coding region: 67-2124 (685 amino acids)
Source: RefSeq, a predicted model, not a curated record